Vicia villosa (hairy vetch) is the source of this 967-nucleotide messenger RNA. RefSeq lists its product as uncharacterized. Bases 82 to 714 code for a protein of 210 amino acids. Lineage: Eukaryota; Viridiplantae; Streptophyta; Magnoliopsida; Fabales; Fabaceae. Gene Ontology annotation, molecular function: nucleic acid binding; rRNA (adenine-N6-)-methyltransferase activity. Gene Ontology annotation, biological process: rRNA methylation. The transcript is spliced from 9 exons. The record is from RefSeq and is a predicted model, not a curated record.
AAUAAACUGAUACAGAAAUUUGGGUGAUUCAUUCAAUUCAAUUCUUCUUCUUCUUCUUCACAAUUUCGGCGGAAAAAUUCGAUGAAGCUGAAAGAGCUAGAAGGUCACCUUGGUUCUCUUGAUCAAUUUUCUAACCCUAAGAUUGAGCUUGAACAAUACCCAACAGGACCUCACAUCGCUUCUCGUAUGCUUUUUCUUGCAGAGAAUUCUUAUGAUGAUGUGAGCAACAAAGUAGUGGCUGACUUUGGAUGUGGUUGUGGUACUUUAGGCAUUGCAGCUGCCCUUUUGAGCGCAGAACAUGUUCUCAGCAUUGACAUUGAUCCAGAAUCUCUUGAAAUAGCAUCUCUUAAUGCUGAGGAACUCGAGCUGGACUUGGAUUUUAUUCAAUCUAAUAUCAUGGACUUGAAAUGGAGAGGUCCAAUUGUCGAUACAGUUGUAAUGAAUCCUCCAUUUGGAACUCGGAAAAAGGGUGCAGAUUUAGAGUUUCUGUCUGCUGCUCUGAAGGUUGCUUCUCAAGCUGUUUAUUCUUUACAUAAAACUUCAACAAGAGAUCAUGUGAAACGGGCAGCCUUAAGGGAUUUCAAUGCUAGGAGUGCUGAAGUUCUAUGUGAGCUUCGGUAUGAUGUGCCGAAAUUGUACAAAUUUCACAAGAAGAAAGAGGUAGAUAUUGCUGUUGAUCUCUGGCGUUUUGUACCUGCAAGUCAUCAGAGCUGAGGCAUCUAGUGCAAGACACAGAUUGCAAUAUAGAUGAUAACAUUGAAAAUUAGAGAUGAAAUUUUGUUAUGUACCUAUAUAAGAAAGAUAUUAUGUGUUUUUCUUCUCUCUGUUACAAUCUCUUGAUAGACUUGGGUGAUUUCUCUUCAAUAACUUGUUAGUAUGAUAUGAUAGUAGUCAGAGUAUGAACUUUGGACUUGGUAACAUGUCGAUAUCAGUAGUAAUUUAAAAAAAUUGAAUAAAUCAAACAUAA